Glycine soja is the source of this 2012-nucleotide messenger RNA. Its product is annotated as cytochrome P450 72A68-like. Bases 526 to 1785 code for a protein of 419 amino acids. The record is from RefSeq and is a predicted model, not a curated record. The transcript is spliced from 5 exons. NCBI's taxonomy places the organism in Eukaryota, Viridiplantae, Streptophyta, Magnoliopsida, Fabales, Fabaceae. Gene Ontology annotation, molecular function: iron ion binding; oxidoreductase activity, acting on paired donors, with incorporation or reduction of molecular oxygen; heme binding.
UCUCACCUAUCUUUUAUCUGUAAGUACUUUGCUACUCCUUUUAAUUGUUAACAAUUCUUAACUUAAAUAGAAAAUAUAAAACACUUGGAUCAAUAAUGGUGUGUAAUAGCUAGGCUAGUCUACCGAAUUGCAGCAAGUAAUAUAGAGGUAAGUAUCAACAGUGUGGACAAAUUGCAACUAAACUAGAAACUUUCAUUUGCAGUUAGAAAAUUCGCACAAAAUAGGGGGAAGUUCAGAAAACAGGGAAAAAUUCACUAUUUAAUGGUGGUAGUGUCCUAUUUAUUCUAAUCUUCCCUUAUGCAUCCAAUUGCAUUCUCAAUGCAGAUUUCAAUUUUCAAUUGAUGACCAAAUUCAGAAGGUUAGUUCUAUUGCAAUUGCUUGGUAACUAAACCCCAUCCCUCAACCGAACAUCCUUAUUCCAUGGGUGAAUUCAUCUGAGAACAAUCAAAUGAUUAGAAAUUCAAAUGAUCAUGCAACAAUCAACUCCUAUCCCUAGGUAAGAAUUCUUUUAUCUGGUUUGGACCAAUGCCAAGGGUGACCAUCUUAGAUCCGGAGCAAAUCAAAGAUGUAUUUAACAAGAACUAUGACUUCCCAAAGCCUAAUUUGAAUCCACUUGUCAAGUUACUAGCAACUGGCCUUGCAGGCUAUGAAGGAGAAAAGUGGAGCAAGCACAGAAGAAUAAUCAACCCUGCUUUCAAUUUAGAAAAAUUGAAGAUCAUGUUACCAUUGUUCCUCCAAAGUUGCAAUGAUCUGGUUAGCAAAUGGGAAGGAAUGUUGUCUUCAGAGGGAUCAUGUGAAAUGGAUGCAUGGCCUUUCCUUCAGAAUCUGACUAGCGAUGUUAUUGCUCGAUCAGCAUUCGGAAGUAGCUAUGAAGAAGGAAGAAGAAUAUUUCAACUUCAAAGAGAACAAACUGAACAUUUAAUGAAAGUUAUAUUGAAAAUUCAAAUCCCUGGAUGGAGGUUUCUGCCUACUAAAACCCAUAGGAGGAUGAAGGAAAUUGACAGAGAAAUAAAAGCUUCGCUCAAGAAUAUGAUUAACAAGAGGGAAAAGGCACUAAAAUCGGGUGAAGCCACUAAGAAUGACCUAUUAGGUAUACUUUUGGAGUCCAAUCACAAGGAAAUUCAAGAACACGGAAACAGAAACAGUAAGAAUGUUGGAAUGAGUCUUGAAGAUGUAAUCGAGGAAUGCAAGCUAUUCUACUUUGCAGGGCAGGAAACCACGUCAGUUUUGCUUGUUUGGACAAUGGUGUUAUUGAGUAGGUACCCUGAUUGGCAAGCACGUGCAAGGGAGGAAGCCUUUCAAGUCUUUGGAUACCAAAAACCAGAUUUUGAUGGGUUAAGUCGCCUAAAGAUUGUCACCAUGAUUUUGUACGAGGUUCUUAGAUUAUACCCACCGCUAAUUGGGAUGAAUCGAUUGGUUGAAAAGGAUGUGAAACUUGGAAACCUAACAUUACCAGCUGGAGUGCAGGUUUUCCUCCCAACAGUUUUGAUUCACCAUGACAGUGAAUUAUGGGGUGAAGAUGCUAAGCAGUUUAAUCCCGAGAGAUUUUCUGAAGGAGUUUUAAAAGCAACAAAUGGAAGAGUUUCAUUUUUUCCCUUUGGAUGGGGUCCUAGAAUAUGCAUUGGACAAAACUUUUCCUUAUUGGAAGCAAAGAUGGCUUUGUCAAUGAUUUUACAGAAUUUCUUAUUUGAACUUUCUCCAGCAUAUGCUCAUGCUCCGACUAUGUCAAUUACUACUCAGCCACAGUAUGGUGCUCAUAUCAUUCUACGUAAAGUGCCAAUAUGAAAUAAAUUAGUAGGCUCUUCAUUGUGUGAUUUUAAUAUUACACGAUUAUAGUAAAGCUUAUAAUGUAAUAACAAAAUAACUUCUUAGGUACUAAAUGUGUUUAUUUACUUUCAUUUACAUGUUUGUGUGUUAAUAGUGUUUGUUAAAUUGUAACUUGGUUAUUGAAGAGACAAAGAAAGAAAAGUGACUUCAUAAAUAUAUAGCCAAAUAUGAUAUUUUUUACUGGA